UAAGCAGCUACUUUAGCCUUCAGGCUGCGGACUGUAGUGGACGGGAGGUGCGAUGGAUGGAUGCUUUGCCCCGCUACGUUUUUCAUGAUUUUUCUUGGAUUAAACAGGAUGCUCCUCCCUAGACACCAGUCUCCCCUUAAUACACUCUGCACUGUUGUGGAGGGGUGCUAACUCGUAGCUUGGCGUUAAUAGAUGAUCAAGGAGCAAAGGAUUAACCCAAGCUGAGGCUACACAGCUAGCUCUUCUUUACUGUCUAACAUCACAUUCGUGUGUCUCCUGUCCCGGGAAUGUUCUCCAAAAAGCCUCAUGGGGACGUUAAGAAAUCAACACAGAAAGUGUUGGACCCAAAGAAGGACGUGUUGACAAGAUUAAAACAUCUAAGAAUUGUCAUAGAAAAUGCAGAGCCGGCUGAGUUGAAGCAGUUCUUCGACCUGAACUACUCUCAUAUCUAUUAUGUCUUCUUCGAGAACUUUGUCACCAUCGAGGUCAGCCUCAAGCAGAAAGGUCACAAGUCUCAGAGGGAGGAGCUGGACUCAAUCCUCUUCAUCUUUGAGAAAAUUCUCCAGUUGCUGCCAGAGAGAAUCCAAAGUAGAUGGCAGUUCCACAGCAUCGGUCUGAUCCUGAAGAAGCUGCUGCACACUGGGAACUCUCUAAAGAUCCGCCGUGAGGGCGUGCGCUUGUUCUUGCUGUGGAUGCAGGCGUUACAGAGUCAUGCGGAGCGCGAGCAGCUCUGCAUGUUUGCCUGUUUGAUUCCUGGCUUUCCAGCUCCUCUCUGCCACGGGACCCCGCGCACACUGGACACCCUGAUCAACCCGCCUCUGAGUUUAACAGAGACUCAGGUGACCCCAGAAGAGAUCACUCCAUUGGUUCCUCCUCAGUCAGGUGACAAGAACCAGGAAGACCUCACUGCUUACUUUCUAGAAGCACUCCUUAAAUACAUGGUAAACCAGGCCAAGUCUCUCGAGUGGCGUUGUAAAGACAACCACGAGCGAGGCUUCAACUUCCUCUUUGGUCACUUUAGGAAGUUUUACCUUCCUCACAUCUUUCCCAACUUCGCCAUGGAAACCAGCCUAUACAAUCCAAUACUAGAUGUGCCUCCGAUGCGUCCUAAGCCGUAUUACAGCGUGCUGCGAAGGGAGCAAGAUGGCGGCGAGCCAAUGUACUGCACCAAGGAGAGCUUCCUUCAGGCCCGGGUCAUCUUCAUACGCUGGCUGGUGUCCUUCUGGCUCGAGCCACGACCUAACACUCAAACACAAAUCCCAGGAACAGAGGGGGAGAACGUGCCAAAGAACAUACAGCGAGCUGCAGCAGGGCUGGCGGCUCGCUCUGCAGGCAGCUCAGACGACAGCGGUGGAGGUGGGAUGCGGUCUGACAGCCACCUGGAGGGAAGUGGAGGCUCGUCUGGGUCAGGUGGAGGCAGCAUGGGGAUGUCUGGGGGUUCAGGGAUCGGAGGUGAACCCGAACAGAGCCACUCCAACACCUCCACGCUCACCGAGAGGGAGCCCAGCUCCUCCUCGCUCUGCUCCAUGGAUGAAGAGCAGCUGACCGACAUGGAGGUGGUGAGGAGGGUACUCACCUGCUCCAGAACCAACGUGAACUUCAUCACCGAGAUCUUCAGACAGGCGUUUCUCCUCCCCAUGUGUGAAGCCGCAGCGAUGCGUAAAGUGGUCCGUGUUUACCAGGAGUGGAUCUCCAUGGAGGACAGGCCAGUAUUUAUGAAAGAACCAGAGGAGGGCCCCUAUCCCAUAGCCACAGGCGGCAGUCUGGACUCAGGCUCUCAGCACGGAGACAAGGACGAUGAGGGAAUGCACAAAGUGGUCGACAGUGAAUUGUUGGAGUACAGUGUUCAUGCUGGAGUUCAGACUACACUACAGGUAUUUAUCACCCACUCCUCAAACUGUUUCCUUUUGGAGCCAGCCAACGACAUCAAGAUCCUUUUAGAGGAGCAUGUGGACAUGUGCAAGCGAGUCCUGAACAUCUACCGCAGCCUCGUCAUGCACGAGACUAUGGACCAGAAGACAUGGGAGCAGAUUCUGUUAGUUCUGUUGAGGGUGACGGAGUCAGUGAUGAAGAGACCUCCAUCCAUCAUGCCCCAUGGCAAGAAGAGCACCACACUGUCAGGCAGGCUGGCUGGACCUAUAUUUCAGACUCUGAUAGUAGCCUGGAUUAAGGGGAACCUAAACGUUUACAUCAGCAGAGAACUGUGGGACGACCUCCUCUCUGUUCUGUCCUCUCUCACCUGCUGGGAUGAACUGGUCACCGAGUGGUCACUCACCAUGGAGACCCUCACCAAGGUGUUGGCCAGGAACCUGUACAGUGUGGAUCUGAACGAGCUCCCUCUGGACAAACUCAGCGAACAGAAACAGAAGAAACAUAAAGGAAAAGGUAUCGGUGCAGAGGGCCAACGGCAGAUAGUGGAUCGAUCAUUCUCCAAAGGAUGGAGCAGAGACCAACCAGGCCAAGCAGCCGCCAUGAGGCAGCGCAGCGCCACCACCGCUGGCUCACCAGGCAUCGAAAAGGCUCGGUGUAUGGUCCGCCAGAAGACUGUAGACCUGGAGGACCCACCAAUCACACUGACAUCCCGCACCUCUCGGAUGCGCCACUCCUCCCAGAGUGACGAGGCUCCGCCCACAUCCUGUUCCGAGGUCUUCCAGGUAGGGGCUUGUGACCUGGACCCCCCGGCACCCUCCUCCCUCGCUCGGAGCAGCAGUGCCUCUGACAUCAUGGAGCCUUUCAUUGCUGAGCGGGUCAAAGGUGAAGACCCCCAGGGGGAUGCCACUUCAAUCCCAAAUCCCCCCCAACACCACUCCACUACUUCUUUCUUACCUGCAGCCAACAGCCACGCCGCUCAACCACUCCCACACACCCCCACUGUACCCUUACCCACCCCUUUUACCCCCUCUGACGGUGUUAUCUCCUCGUCCUCAGAAGGGCAAGAUGAUGGUAGUGUUUAUGACCAGUUCUGGCAGCAGAUUGGCUCUCGGAGUCAAGGUUCAGGUUCUGAUUGGGUUAGCGACUGGGAUUCCGCAUUCGCCUGUCCAUUUGAGAAGGAAACUGAUGUAGAAGAAGGAGAAACUGGGGCAGAGGAGGAUGAUUUGUUCUCUUCCAUUAGGGACUACCUCACUCAAAAAGGAGGUGAGAAGAAGGAGGGAGGAGAAGGUGACGUUCCUGGUUUAGUAGUAGAAAACAGUGUUGUAACUGUACCGGUGUCUGUGCAGACGGGAGUAGCAAGAACGCAAAUGGAAUACGCAGGGCAGGUAGGAGAAGCGAGACAGGUGGUGAGAGAGGACAGACAGGUAAGUAAACCUGUGAGGCACAGCAGUGUGGACUCGACAGAAGAGAACGAGGCAGAGCAGCGGAGUAUCUAUGAGUGUCUGGAGCUGCAGUGUGAGUGGCCCUCGCCCAACUCUAAGGGGAGCGCUAGCUUAGAGAGACACACCGGGGAGAAAAAGGGAGGAGGAGCCACAGGAAGGGAAGCAGGAUGGGAAGGGAAAAGUGAUGUGUGGAAAGAAACAGGAGAAGAAACACAGAAUGAUAACGAGCCAAAAGAGAGGUCCAGUUCAGUUAGACAAGACCAGAACCCCAUAGAAUCCAGCACUGACUCAAACCAAACUUCUGACCCAACUAAAGCCAAAGUGUCUAGAAUCACCAAGAGGCAUCAUUUGAGCGGUGUUCAUGUCAGUUUCAGACCCUCCACUGAGUCAGUCCAGUUUCACAAUCCCCUUGAGAGUAAAGAGGCUCACUGGAAAGCCCGGCUGCGCCGCCUCAGUCACUUCCACACACACAGCCAUUCAGCAGGGGACAGGGCAGGGGCUGGAGCCGGUGCAGGGUCAGGGGCCAAAGCAGGAACAGGUGUUGCAGGUAAGUUUGUCUCUGCAGCCGGGCUCAGCCAUAGAGCAGGGGGGGCGCAUGAGAAACUGGUUUCUGGGGCUGUUGUAGAUAACAGCGUGGCAGGGAACGCAUCACUUUCUGGAGGCCUUGAAAACAGGGCUGGAACUGAAGGGGACUGGGACAAGCAACAUCCUGGUUCCAGUACGGGAUCCAACCCCGGUCCCGAGACUCACUCAGAGUCGUCGUCAAGCAGCUCGGGCUUCUCCGGCGUGUCGUCAGGGGUACGUGGCCGUUUGGGACGUUCGGCCCUGCGAUCUCGAGCGUCUCGCUCCAGGUCCCAGGAGCCCGGCAGCGCUUCCUCCAGACACCACCAGGGGGCUCUCCUCGGUGGCGUCUAUAAGAGCAUGGUUCACGCCCUGUCCUCAAAGCCCCGGCCCAGAGGUCAGGGCUCAUCCCAGGGCUCUUCGCCCCAGAGGCAGGGCCGGGCGGCCAUGGGCGACGCAUCGCUACGAGACCUCUACUCCCACGUCCUGGGCUACUUUGGACGAAAGACGACCCCGCCAGUCAAUAAAGAGGAAGUGGUCCAGAAGGCCCGUCCAGUCUCCAGCGACGUGGGAAGCAGCAACCCAAACUUCUCUGACCUCAUGGACGAGUUUAUCCAGGAGAGACUGAGGGCCAAAGGGACAGCAGGUCGCCGUGGCAGCAGCCCAGGAAGUCUGGAGGUUCCCAGGGACCUACCAGAGCUCCUGGAGGUGGGCCAGAGUCCUGGAUCCAGACCCUCAGAUGAUCCCCGUCCAAUCGAUGACCCGGGGGUUCCCUCCGAAUGGACAUCACCAGCGAGUGCCAGCGGUUCUGACGUCAUCAGCUCAGACAGCCAAUCAGACUCCUUUAAUGCCUUUCAGUACUCCACCUGCAAGUUUGAUAAUUUUACAUUCAGUUCAGAGGGCUGUGCAGGAGGCGCUGGAUCAGGAGGAGGCGGGGGAGGUCGAGGCAGCUCGCUGGACCAGGAUAGCCUGGGAGGAGGCGUAGCCUGUGACGAACAUGAAGUAGCGAGUUUGACAACACUACACCUCGACUCAGAGACCAGCAGCCUCAGCCACACGGUCACUGUCACUGGUUCUGAGAGUGCCUCUCCCAUGCAUUCUCUUGGGGGUUCUCGCUCUCAGACACCCUCCCCUGCCACGCUGACAGCAGAUCACACCGAUCACACACACUCCCACUCACACACACACCUACAGCUGGACCAGAAGCUCCACAACUCGGUCCUGCAGACUCCAGAUGACCUGGAAACAAGCGAGUUCCCCAGCGAGGACUGCAGUGUGAUGGCGGGCGGCUCGUUAACCGGAUGGCACUCAGAUGUUGCCACGGUAAUGUGGCGAAGGAUGCUUGGUAUCCUAGGGGACGUCAAUAGCAUCAAAGACCCAGAGAUCCAUGCUCAGGUCUUUGACUAUCUGUGUGAGCUGUGGCAAAACCUGGCCAAGAUUAGAGAUAAUUUGGGAAUUUCUCUGGACAAUCAGUCAUCACCUCCUCCUCCUGUUCUGAUCCCGCCCCUGAGAAUUCUCACUCCAUGGCUCUUUAAGGCCACCAAGCUGACGGAGCGUUACAAGCAGGGGAAGCUUCACGCCUACAAGCUGAUUUGCAGAAUAAUGAAGAGAAGACAAGAUGUUUCCCCAAACACAGACUUCCUCACACACUUCUACAACAUAAUGCACCAGGGACUGAUGCACCAAGACCAGGACAUUGUGAACACAAUCAUAAAACACUGCAGUCCCAGGUUCUUCAGUAUUGGACUACCUGGAGCCACGAUGCUGAUCCUGGACUUCAUCAUUGCAGCUUCCAGAGUCACCGUCUGCUCCUCGCUCAACGCUCCGAGGGUAGAGGCCCAGAUCCUGCUGGGUUCUUUGGUGUGUUUUCCAAACUUAUACGGGGAGCUUCCCGCCCUCCAUCCCACCACAGCUGACGUGGUGCUCACCAAGUUCCCCGAUGUCAAGGAGCACAUUAUCAAAACCAUCCUGACCUCUGCCAGAGAGGAACCCUCUGCUCCCGCGAGGUGUGUGGCUCUGUGCAGUCUGGGGAUCUGGAUGUCAGAGGAGUUGGUUCAUGGGACUCAACAUCCGCUGAUUAAAGACGCUCUCAACGUCCUCUGUGUUACUCUGAAGUAUCCCAAUAAGAAUGUGGCACUGGUGGCGUCGGACAUCCUUCACCUCCUGAUCAGUCAUGUGGAUCAUCUUCAGAAAUUCCCUCCCGACACUCCAAAGAAGAUCGUAGAGAUUUUAAUCGCCACCAUCACAUACCUGCUGCCUACCACCGAGACUUCUCCACAUGAGCUGGACAAGAGGCUGGUGGUCUCCCUUCUGUUGUGCCUGUUGGACUGGGUGAUGGCUCUUCCUCCUAAAGCUCUUCUUCAGCCUGUUCAAACACGAAGCCCCCCAGAGAAGGACCAGCCCACCAAGACUCUGCUCAGCUGUAUUUAUAAGGUGUUGCAUGGCUGUGUGUAUGGAGCGCAGUCUUUCAACAGUCCCAAGUAUUACCCGCUGCAGCUGUCGGACCUGCUGAGUCCAGACUACGACCCCUUUCUGCCAUUAGAGAGCCUCCGGGAACCAGAACCUCUGCACAGCCCGGACUCUGAACGCUCCAACAAACUCCAGCCCGUCACUGAAGUGCGCAGCCGUAUCCAGCAGGGCCUUGUUUCCAUUGCAGCCAGAACAGUCAUCACACACUUGGUCAACCAUCUGGGACAUUAUCCAAUGUCCGGAGGGCCGGCUACUCUUUCCAGCCAGGUGUGUGAAAACCAAGACAACCCGUUCUGUGAGAGUGCAGAUCUUGGACCGGAGCUUUUCCAUUCACCAAACCUCCAGUUUCUGGUAUUAAAUGGAUCCACACUGCUCUCAGUGUAUCAGAUCCGAUCAGAGUCCGGCGUACCAGGAGGCGGAAUGACCGCUGGAUUGUCUUCUGCUCCCGCCUGCGUCCGCGUCAUCAUCCGAGAUGUGGCCGGCAAGCACUCCUGGGACUCUGCUGUCCUCUACGGGCCUCCCCCAUGUUCCCCCGGCAGCCCGACACACACAUUUUUCCCACACACACAAUCGCCUCACAGUGCAAAUAUUAAUUUACGUACUCCUCCAGGAGGUCGACUGAAAAGAAUAGAGGUGAAGAGAGAGGACAGCGAAGAGGAGGGGUCAGAGGAGAGGGAGGCAGAGGAUGGAGAAACAGGGAUGGAGAGUGAAAGGGUAGAGGAUGAAGAAGAAGAAGAGGAGGAGGAAAGGAAUGUUAGUGAGGAGGAGAAGGGAGAGGAAAGAGGAGGUGAAGAGGAAGAGGGGGAGCAGCAGCAGCAGGAGGAGGAGGAGGAGGAGCUUAAUGAGCAUAGGAUGGAUGGUGAGGAGGAGCAAGGAGAGUCAGGCUUCCAACAGAUUCUAGCUCCCCCAUUGGCUAAACGGGUGUGUCGGGAGGCGGUGCCAGCGUGGGACUCGCUGGCGGAUGGAGACGAUGCACUGGAUGAGAUGCUGCAGUACCUGGGAUACUCCAGCCCCGAGUGUCUACAGAGGGCAGGGAUGCCACUCAACAUCCCAGCGCCUCCUCCAGUGUGUGUUUCAGAGAAGCAAGAAAACGAUGUGAUCAACGCCAUCCUGAAACAGAGCGCAGCAGAAAGAGAGUUUGUCCUUCAUAGAGGUGAGGAGUUGAACAUGAGGGCGGUGCAGCAGACUGAACCAGAGACUCAGACACCACAGUCAGCCUUCUACUACUGCAGACUACUGAUCAACAUACUGGGACUCAACUCCUGGGAGAAGAGGAGUAACUUUCAUUUGUUGAGGAAGAACGAGAAGUUGCUGAGAGAGCUGAAGAACCUGGACUCACGGCAGUGCCGUGAGACUCAUAAGAUCGCUGUGUUUUAUGUGGCUGAGGGUCAAGAGGACAAACACUCCAUACUUACCAACACAGCGGGCAGCCAGUCUUAUGAAGACUUUGUGUCUGGACUCGGCUGGGAGGUUGACCUCACCACUCACUGUGGCUUCAUGGGAGGUCUUCAGAGGAAUCGCAGCACAGGCCAGACUACACCUUACUAUGCCAACUCCACCACCGAGGUCAUCUACCACGUCUCCACCCGCAUGCCCCACGACCAGGACCACAACCUCACCAAGAAGCUGAGACACCUGGGGAACGACGAGGUCCACAUCGUUUGGUCAGAACAUUCCAGAGACUACCGCCGCGGGAUCAUCCCCACUGAGUUUGGAGACGUGUUGAUCGUCAUCUACCCCAUGAAGAACCACAUGUACUCCAUCCACAUACUCAAAAAACCUGAGGUGCCAUUCUUUGGUCCUCUGUUUGACGGGGCCGUUGUGGACAUGAAGAUUUUGCCAACCAUGGUCCGAGCCACAGCUAUCAACGCUAGUCGGGCGCUCAAAUCCCUCAUUCCCCUGUACCAAAACUUUUAUGAGGAGCGUGCCCGAUACUUGGAAACCAUCGUGCAGCACCACCAGGAGCCGACCACAUUUGAGGACUACGCAGCCCGAGUCUACAGUCCUGCUCCCUGCACACACCUGCCCUCUGACACAGGCUCCUGCCUAGAGAUUCUUCGGGGAGAAAGUCCGGCUCUUGGGGAGGCCGGGAGCGACUCGGCGUCCCCCAUGUCCCCUCGGACUAGCAAGAGCCGCAUGUCCAUGAAGCUGCGACGCUCCUCUGGAUCAGCCAAUAAGACUUAAGAUUCUUCAGACUACACAGACACUUCAGCAUGAGACACUUGGCUCUUGAAAACGGUUUCUCCAGAGGAAAAUCUGGUCCCAUAUUGAACAAUUGUACAUGACACACAUUGAAUUUAAUGGCAGGAGUUUAACAAAGUUCUGAACAAACAUUGGAAACGCUUUCUAAUAGUAUUCUGUGGACUGUAUAAUACCAUGAAUUUAUUCUGAAACUGCUCACUACUUCUGAUUUUAUCCUAAGCUUUGCUGUCUCAAAACACUUGAACCAGUAAGGUGCUACAGCAUGCUGAACCAGUGCAGCCUAAGCAGUGCAGUAUUAGUUCUUAAUAAUCUGUGCCAUGAUAGAAACUGCUCAAAAUGUAAAACGUCAGUGUGACAAGGACUGCAAAAACUUUAGUGCGCUGGAGAUCAAAAGAGAAACAGAAAGGCUUCAGAACACCGCUGUGGAGAAUCUGUAUAUUUGUACUGUAUAGUUGCUGCAUGUGUGUACAGAAACAUGAGUUUUGAUACUUACAGAAUGAAAUCAAAAGAGUUGCACAAAGAAAGCAAGAUUUAAAAAAAAGUCUAUUUUUGUUGUCAGAGCAGGAAACAGGACAGAGGGUCAUUUUCUUUUCAGUCCUCAAUGUAAAUAGAAAAUUUCAUUUUGCUAACGACAAAAAAGUUACUGUUUUUUGUUUUUUAUGUAGAAACACUCUGAAGCCCCAAAAUGUUCCAGAAGAAAAUCCCUUCCUGGAGUAAGUGGGACUGAAAGAUGACCCUGUUGAGAGGAACAGUGUUAGAGUCUCGAUUUCUAGAAAGUAAACGGGAUAAAUUGAUCAAAGUGGAAGCACUUGUUAUAUAUAGUUUAGGUUUUUUUUUGCUCAUGCUGUAAAAUGUUCUGAAGCACUGAUGUUAUUGAGUCUUUUUCUUUUUGUUCAUUUUUUGAAGACGUAGCUGUUGAAUCUGUUUCGACCCAGAUAAGAACGUUGCUGUAUUUUUAAGUUCAGUGUCACUCCAUCAUCUGAUACAAUGGAACCACAGCUUUCCUUUCUUUUUGUAUUUUGACUUUAUGUUUUCUGUAUAUCUAUACAUGUAUGAGUAUAAAUAUAUAUAUAUAGUAGAUAUAUGAGUAUCUUUAUGAAUGUGUACAGUGUGAAAAGGCUUGUUGUGUAAAUACUCUUAUAUGAGAAUAGCUGCCAAAGCCAAACUGUGGUUUAACCUCAGACAGCAUAUCUGCUUCAAAUAUGUCGACACUACAUGAUUUUAUGCUUCUGUUAUUUUCUUUUUGUUUUCUUGGAAUUCAAAGGUUUUUUCAUUGCAGAUUAAACCCCCUUCUCUGUGUUUGUAUAUAAAUAAUCUUAGCACCAGAUUGGGCAGUUCAAGGAGAAAGAUUUCAUAUUCUGUGUUUAAACAUAUUGGCAUGUUAAGAGGAGGAUGGAUGGUGUAAAAGUGUAGUAGAACCAACUACAAGCCAAAAACAGGAGAAAGGAGAUUUCAUCAUAUCUCCUAGAGGUGAAAGGUUUUGUGUUUCUUCUUUUUUGUUUUUCACUCCUUGUGUAUUUUGACUCGUCCCCCCAGCUCCAGUUCCUGAUGGAGGGGGAUCAGCAUGUGAUCCAGAAAGUUUAACACUAACAUAGAUGACUUGUAUGUAUUUAACACCAUCAUUUCAGCUCUGUCAGUUCAACUCAACUCAAAUAAAACUGGCAAGGACUCAAAUUAGCUCACAUCGUUCUUACUUCAGGUUUUUCUUAACACUGUUAGAGUUUGGUUUAUAAGGAUUCAACAUCCUUCCAUUUAUUUUAAUGAUGGCUUGUUUUUCUUACAUCGCCAUUAUUUUUAUUUUAGCUUUUUUUUUUAUUGAGCUUAGCUGCUUUCACUUGGUGUAUUCACGGCUGUCUCUUCUGUUACUGAUGUUUGUUUGUUUUUUCAGCCAUAGCUCUUUAGAGAGGAAAGGGAUUUUUUUUUUACUCUGACCCCUCUCUGGGUUGAAAUUUAAAGUUCACUUAACUAAACUUUGCCGUUAUAGUUUGAGGUAAAAGUCACGUUCUGUCACUCUGUGGGAAUAUUUGAAGUCAUUUAAGGUUUAAAGGUUGCCUCUUCAAAUUGUUGCUGUUACACUUAGUAUUGAUGAGGUUGAAGCACAGUUGAUUAUUUGAGGCAGUUGGUGGAGUAGAGUCGACCCCCUGCACUCUCAGACAGAUCUCUACACGCUCGCCUGCAGUGUGUGUUGGAUCUCUGUGCCAGUAGCUACACCUCGCAGUUAUAUACUUCAGGAUUAUUUCAACUGCAAACAAACAUAACAGGAGUCAUGAUUCUGAUUUUAGAUCUGAUUAGAAAAGAUAGGAAGUUUACUUUAACAUUUGUUUUACAGACUCAGGAGGUUUCAGAUUAUGAAAUUUGGACCUCUUGUCUGGACUGAGCUCAAAUGUACGCCCCUUUAAUUUUUCUUUUUAAACCCCAUACUGAAGAAGCCACAAUGAACAAAGACGCUGAUAUACCCAAAGCGUUUUAAAAAAAUAUACAUUAAAGUCACAUCAGCUACACUCCAAGCUCUGCCUGGAGGAUUGUUAAGUAGAAUUAUUUUUCAGCCUUUUUCACCGGGAUCAUUGUUGUCUUCUGCAGGCAUAUCAACCACAGAAAGAAAGCCCUUCAUAUUGAAACAUUAAGAACUUCUGAUGCUCUGAACAUGCAGCCAUGAUGGAUACGGGUUCAGCUGUUGUCCAGAUGUUUGUUUGGGACAAAGCUGAUGUUUGUAACUACUGACUGUACAUACUGCAUGACACCCGUUCAGUACUAUCUGCAUGUGUUUAAUAACAGCUGUAUCACAAUACACACACACACACACACACUCCUCAAACGAUGUUACUGUCAGACCUGUAGUGUGUACACAUUCAGUGACUCUUUUUGGAAACAGAGAGUGUAAAUGUGCGAUGAUGGAAUUUGACAAUAAAUGAUUCCUACCACUGA
Labrus mixtus (cuckoo wrasse) is the source of this 11471-nucleotide messenger RNA. It is a transcript of the gene ralgapa1, whose product is annotated as Ral GTPase activating protein catalytic subunit alpha 1. The record is from RefSeq and is a predicted model, not a curated record. NCBI's taxonomy places the organism in Eukaryota, Metazoa, Chordata, Actinopteri, Labriformes, Labridae. The transcript has 45 exons. Bases 288 to 8528 code for a protein of 2746 amino acids. Gene Ontology annotation, biological process: regulation of small GTPase mediated signal transduction; positive regulation of GTPase activity. Gene Ontology annotation, molecular function: GTPase activator activity. Gene Ontology annotation, cellular component: nucleus; cytoplasm.